Aspergillus ibericus CBS 121593 is the source of this 2013-nucleotide messenger RNA. Its product is annotated as fatty acid/sphingolipid desaturase. The transcript is spliced from 2 exons. The record is from RefSeq and is a predicted model, not a curated record. Bases 337 to 2013 code for a protein of 558 amino acids. Gene Ontology annotation, molecular function: oxidoreductase activity, acting on paired donors, with oxidation of a pair of donors resulting in the reduction of molecular oxygen to two molecules of water. Gene Ontology annotation, biological process: lipid metabolic process. Lineage: Eukaryota; Fungi; Ascomycota; Eurotiomycetes; Eurotiales; Aspergillaceae. Gene Ontology annotation, cellular component: membrane.
CGGGGGGGAAGGAAUAAUAAUGGAAGGCUGAUGAUGAUGAAUGUGGGUGGAAUGACACUGGAUGGAUCGGGUGACGAUCGCCGGCACGUUUCACCUGGGCGUCCCCGCUUUUUUUUUAGUGACAAUACAGCCUGACUUACCACCAAGUACUACUAGGGACCCCCGGGAAGCCGCAUCUUGCUUUCUUUCAACGGAGCUCUCUCUCUCUUCUUCUUCCUCUUCCCCUUCUUCCUACCUCUCUCUGACUGUCGCCCUUCCUCCCACUUCACCCCCUCAUCCGUCAUAUCAUGCUCUAAGCUGGUCCUUAGCACCUCCCCCCAAACAGGUACUGGUACCAUGGUCACCGCUCCUUCGCUAGCCGCGACCCGCAAGGACACCCUCUUGUCCCGCCGGUAUAUCGAGGGCCUCAUUGCCGACGGCAAGCAUGUCAUCAUUUUCGACAAUCGCGUCCUAAAGGUCGACGCCUGGAUCCCCUACCAUCCCGGUGGUGACAAGUCCAUCAGGCACAUGGUUGGGAAGGAUGCCACGGAUGAAAUCAAUGCGCUACACUCGAAAGAAGCGCGCCAACGAAUGCUAUCCUUCCAGAUCGGUCGCAUUGACGGUCCAUGGUUGAAUUUCCUUCCUCCGAUCCAGGGCGGCAAGUUCCGGGCCUAUACCGAGGAUUGCUUGUCCGAUGACGAGAGCUCCGGACAAGAAAGCUCCGGUCAGGAAACGUCCCAGCCGCCGUCCCCAAUCUUCGAUGCAGUCGAUGCCACGUCAGGUGCUCGUCAACGAAAGACCGCGUCUGCCACAACCCCUGCCACGACCACCGAGACCGACGAAUUCAAACCGAAACCGUUCUUUCUCGAUGCCCGUACCCAGGAGGAGCUCGUUUUCGACACGGCCAAAUAUCCGUCUGUAGAUGCAGAAAACCAGGAGAAGAUUAAGCAGAGGUAUCGGGAGCUGGACCAACAGAUCCGUGCGGAAGGGCUCUACGACUGCCGCUAUUUCUCCUACUUGAUCGAAUGCUGCCGGUAUACACUCUUCGCUGCUUUGUCGUAUUACUUCCUUCAGAUCGGGUGGUAUGGGACAUCGGGGUUCUUUCUAGGAUGCUUCUGGCAUCAGCUUGUGUUCAGCGCCCAUGAUGCUGGCCAUAUGGGCAUCACGCACAACUUCCACGUCGACACGGUGAUCGGCAUCAUUAUAGCCGAUUAUCUAGGAGGACUCAGUUUGGGAUGGUGGAAGCGCAGCCACAACGUUCACCAUAUCGUGACGAACGCACCCGAGCACGACCCCGACAUUGAACACAUGCCCUUCUUCGCCGUCUCCCAUCGUUUCCUGACCAGCCUCCGCAGCACCUACUACGACCGCGUCAUGACAUACGAUGCCGCCGCGAAAUUCUUGCUAAAAUUCCAGAACUACCUUUACUACCCCAUCCUACUGUUCGGUCGCUUCAACCUGUACCGGCUGAGCUGGGAAUACCUCUUCUGCGGUCAAGCACCCAAGAAGGGUCCUGCCUGGUGGCACCGGUGGUUCGAGAUUGGCGGUCAGAUCUUCUUCUGGAGCUGGUUCGGCUAUGGGGUGAUGUAUCGUACCAUUCCCGAUUGGAGCAGUCGGCUCACCUUCCUCUUCAUCUCCCACAUGGUCACUUCUCCUCUGCACGUGCAGAUCACGCUCUCUCACUUCGCCAUGUCCACUUCCGACAUGGGAGUCAACGAGUCCUUCCCGCAGCGAAUGCUUCGUACCACCAUGGACGUCGACUGCCCGACAUGGCUCGACUUCUUCCAUGGCGGUCUGCAAUUCCAAGCCAUUCACCACCUGUACCCGCGCAUCCCGCGCCACAACCUGCGCCGUACCCAGAGACUGGUGCUCGACUUCUGCCGCGACACGGGAAUCCCCUACACCAUCUUCACCUUCUACGACGGCAACAAGGAGGUAAUUGGCAAACUCGGGGACGUGGCGAAGCAGGUCCGCAUCCUCGAGGAGUGCAGAAAGUCGUGCGCUGAGCACGGUGUCUUCUCUGAUCACCACUAG